Sebastes umbrosus (honeycomb rockfish) is the source of this 1014-nucleotide messenger RNA. It is a transcript of the gene gpx3, whose product is annotated as glutathione peroxidase 3. Gene Ontology annotation, biological process: response to oxidative stress. Gene Ontology annotation, molecular function: glutathione peroxidase activity. NCBI's taxonomy places the organism in Eukaryota, Metazoa, Chordata, Actinopteri, Perciformes, Sebastidae. The transcript is spliced from 5 exons. The record is from RefSeq and is a predicted model, not a curated record.
UCAGCGCCUCCAGAGUGAGAGGAGGAGAAGCGGACAGACAGCCACAGAGAGCGGUCACCGUGUCAUCCUGUAGACGGCACGAUGCAGUCCGUCUUACCACUGCUGCUGCUCGGUCUGCUGCAGCCAUGCACCGCCGGAGCCCCGUUCAAACUGGCAUGUGAACCCACAGAUGGCACAAUUUACCCAUACCACGCAACGACUCUGAACGGGAGUCACACUGUCUACUUCAGUGACUACAAGGGCAAGAGUGUCCUCUUCAUCAACGUGGCCACGUACUGAGGGUUUACCUACCAGUAUGUGGACCUGAAUGCACUACAUGAGGAGAUGAAACCACUCGGCCUCACCGUUCUCGGCUUUCCCUGCAACCAGUUUGGGAAACAGGAACCAGGGCUAGCCCAUGAAAUUCCACUAGGCAUAAAGUAUGUCAGACCAGGCAAUGGAUAUGUUCCAAACUUCCUGCUGUUUGAGAAAGGUGAUGUGAAUGGAAAGAACGAGCAAGAGGUUUACACUUUCCUUAAGACCUCCUGCCCUCCAGUCGGUGACGUCCUGGGUGACCGCAAAAGAUUGUUCUGGGAUCUCUUGAGGCUCUACGACAUCAAGUGGAACUUUGAGAAGUUUCUGGUGGGACCGGACGGGAAGCCGGUGAUGAGGUGGCACCCAAGUAUCCCCGUUUCCGAGGUCAAAGCCGACAUUCGCAAAUACCUGCUCUCACUGUACACACAGGAGGUGUUUAAUUAGAUCUCUGACUAUGAAGUACCUGUAGUGAAUUUAUGUAAGAUGUAAAAGAGUAAUGUUGACAGAUUCUGAUACAUGAAGAUGGCAUGCUGAAUGAAGAGGAGGCAUGAAAGCAGGAACUCUGCGGUGCCUCUUCGGAGUCUGGGGCUCAGGCCAGCUCUCGAGUGCAUUCGGGCUGCCCUGCAAAUCCCACAGCAUCAUGUCAUCUUCUCAUCUCGGGACCUGUUAGUCAUUACAACCUAAAUGUUAAGUACUUCUAAUAAAUCAUGGAGAACAACA